This is a messenger RNA of Chilo suppressalis (striped riceborer), 1538 nucleotides long. Lineage: Eukaryota; Metazoa; Arthropoda; Insecta; Lepidoptera; Crambidae. The record is from the annotation of a GenBank genome assembly.
UCUGUAGGUACUGGAAUUGAAAAUGUUUGAUUAAAAAUUAUUUUGUUUCGUUUUUUCAGAAUGUUUUCUUAUUAUGUUACUUUUGCUUCGAUAUAGUGAGAGUUGACGAGAACAGACUCAAUUACUUGUCAAAAUUAUGUGUUCCUGUUUACACAUUAUUUCUUAGAGUUGCUAACGACAUCAAGUUAGCUGAUUCUAAAUAAGAAGUUUAUAAGAUUAACGAGCUCUUCACCUUAUUCAUAAAAAAAAAACAUAUAAGAUUGAUAGAAAUUGUAUACGGAUUUUGUUUGGAGUGUAGUGAAUUACAGAAAACAUAUGUUCUGUUUAUAAAAUUAUAAAACAGAGGAAACAUUCUCAAUCUACUUUUGCUGGUGUUAAACGUAUUUUGUUAAUUUGCGACAUCAGUGCCUGUAGGUGAUAUAAAAAUAUCCCAGAAUGGGUUCGGAGCAGUCUUCGAUGCCUCAGAAAAAGCAGCAGCAAAGAGCUCCGCCCGUUCGUAGAGGACACACCAUUGCAGUUACGAGCCAUGCUGUAGCAGACGGAAGACGUAGCAUCGAUCCCAUGGCCAGUGGCAAUAAUUCACCCGGAGCAAGUGUGUGCUCCGAUUCUGAGCUGCCGUACAUAUCUUACACGGUCGAUAGACCUAUAGGAGAUUCACCCAAAGCAUCAGCUAAGAACCAACGCACCGAUAAGAAGCCUUUACAACGGAGGCAACUCAGUUUACAAGCGAGAAAGAGUAAGCGAGCGCGCGAUAUUGUCGUUGUCGCUCACGCAUCCGGAAUGGCGUUGGAUGAAGAUGCUAGACGAUUACAGGAAAUACCAACUUUUCUUCCAAUAAUGCGGGGCACACUCGGGCUUCCGGUUGCGAGGGACCCCGAAGUGUUGGAAGGUUUAGACUACAGACCUUGGGUGAGACUGACUACGCGCUUACAAGCGCAUUUGGCUGCUUGCGCUCAACCGCUUGCGGCGGAAGAAAUCAGCUUAGCGACUAAAAUCAAAGAGGUAGAUGUGGACAUAUCCCAAUUAUAUUCUAUAAUGGUGGAAAAGCAGCGUGCUAACGCAAGGCACGCGGAAAGAUUGGCUCGCGUCAGAGAAGUUACUCAUCAGCUGUGCAGAUGUAGCUCUUUAUUGGACCAGACUCUACGUGAUAUUGAAGAAUUGAACAAUCUUUUACCAGAAGACAAAAGUUGUUCAUAUAUAAGUCAAGACACGCGAAACCUUUUUGUCAUUUGUCAUAUAAGUUGUAAAUAGUAAGUAUAUCAGUUAAGAGUCUGUGCGGAAAGAGAAUGGGAAUUAGAUCGGAGGGCGCUGUAGUGCUUUUCUACCGUAUUUGUAAGGUUUCACCCCUUUUAGACAUGAUUAAAUACAAAAUACCGCAAGAAAUCACAACAACAAACAAAUCCGUAUCAAUACAAAACAUUGACGUGUUACAGAUUGCUGGGUUUGAUUGCCAAAUAAAAAUCUUAAUGUUAGUUCCGUUUUUCGCCACGCCCAUUCUCUUUCCGCACAGACUCUAGUGUGUUGUGAAAUGUAUAGCU